AUGAGGGAUCAUGAAUCAGUCCUUACAAGAAUCCUCCUCUUGGUCGUCAUACUUUUGACGAGCCUUAUUGCGAUUGCAGUCCUCGUUAUCAAGGACCGACGCUCGACCGGCACUUUCUACGGCUUCGUGACUUCGCAUCGCGAUACCAUAGGCUUGUUGAUCCAGGUGGUUUCCGCUGUACUGGGAGCAGGACAGAUAUUCGCUAUCACUUCGUUGAUCAAUCUAUCGGCGCGAGUUCGCAUGCAGACAGGAUGUCCUGUCGCGUUCCAGCAACUGAAAUUCCUCGUUGCAAUCACCUCCGGUGCGAGUCGCGCCCUCCGCGGUUCACUGCCGGUGGAAUGGUUGACAGUCGCGCUAAUUAUAACAUUAACACUCAAACUUCCUGCUGCUCUCUGGGCUGGUGCACUGACACCUAUUCUCACCGACGUUACGAGUAUGGAAGGACGGAUACCAGUACCAACGUAUCCGGAAACGGCCUUAUCGGCAUGGCAGGGAUCUUUCCGGAGACUUCAGAACGGGACAGUCAGCAUGUCGCUCAACUGUAGCUGGGUUGUGACUGGUGAUAAGAUGCUUGAUGGCGCAGCCGCUCUGGUGUCUACAUGCCCUGCAGUUGAUUUAGUCAGUGCAAUACUUGGUUCACUGGCUAGAGCUGCUGCAGGCACUCCCAGUGCCCCAAAGCCUCACUCGAGGAUUGAUAGCUCCGGGUGGACGAACCUGGGGAGGUCCUUUGGAGUAGGUUCGUCACCUGGCAUUGUCCCAAUCCAAGGUCUAUCAGCGCACAAGGCACCCAUGUUAUCACUUGACUACUUCGAAUAUGGCUAUCGAACAAAUGUAUCUUGUGCGCGGAACGAGGCAAGCAACUACACCAUCUCGGAAGCCGCGUAUCUUGACGACCUCGGCGUAACAUCCCAUCUCGUUGGUGGCACGCUACCUAAUUCCGUAUCUGGACAAGUCGAGCAAUACGCUUUAAGCUCGAGCACUCAUGACAGUAACUUUCUGGCGUGGUCAGCUCUAUCAAACUACGGCGAGAACAUUCUUGCCGUUGCUGGAACCGGUUUAUAUACCGCCUUCGAUAAGAUGCAAUGUAAAGUCCGGUUUGAUCCAGCAAGAUUCGCAGUCAACGUCAACGUCACCAACAGUAUCAUCACUGUCAAGCCUGCUGCUGAUGAUCAGGCUGUGCAAAACAUAGAGCCGACAGGUGAAUUCACAAAGAGUAUCUUUUAUGCCUUGGAGCAGAUAUCGCGCAUUUCGGGCAGCACCGUCGUAUCAACUCUCGGCACAGCUCUGGAGCACAACAUCCGGGUCAUCAAGGCACGAGAUCCUGGGCUCAGCGACGAAGCAAGUGCCGCCUUGAGUCUAGAAUAUGGGGUCGGCAUGUUGCUAGAGGGCCUCCUCGUCGCAAAUGCUCAAUCUCAGCUGUAUAUUCUAGGGAAUUCAGCAACUGUACCACUUUCCGUCCGCUUUGGUGCCGUGAAGAUCGGCUCCGAAAAGUACAUAUACUGUGUACUAGCAACAAAUUUGGCUAUGCUUCUCACCAUUAUUGUCGAAGUCGUCCGAACGAGAUUUUGGAAGGGCUUAACAACCUUUGACUUUACUGAUAUUGAGAGUAUCGCAAGAUCAGCAUCAGUUGGAGGUCAUGCGAUUGCUAAGCAGUAUCAAGCUGAUCGAGACCCAGAAUCUAGCGGCCGAAUUUUCGUCAGUCUCAGGAGACAUGGCAACCAGUGGUCACUGAUACCUGCUACAGGGGGCUGUUCUAGUCAAGGGGACUGGGAAUUGGAAGGACACAAGCCUGAUGCGUAUUGUCACGCUGCUGAAAGCAUAGUUGGUCACCAUGGCGAUGGACAUGGCAGCUGGCAGCCUUACCACUGGGACGGGGCGGUGUAUCGUCCGAGUCCUGGCCUGUGA
Molecule: messenger RNA, 1905 nt
Organism: Exophiala spinifera
Lineage: Eukaryota; Fungi; Ascomycota; Eurotiomycetes; Chaetothyriales; Herpotrichiellaceae
Exons: 1
Coding region: 1-1905 (634 amino acids)
Source: RefSeq, a predicted model, not a curated record